AUCUCAACGCAGGCUUUCAGACAAUCUACAACGAUGCAGAUACUCUUAAUCACUAGUUUGCUGGUCGGCACUACUCUGGCCGCCGGCAAAGGUACUUAUGGUGGAGGUUUCGGUGGUGCAGGUGGCGGCACAUUUUCCGCCGCAGCUUCAGGAGGUGGUGGUGGUGGUGCAUUUACCGGUAACGGUGCCUUUGGAGGUGGCGGUGCGGGAUCCGGAGGUGGCCAUGUAAUGGUUGUUACUGGUGGCGGCGGUGGUUCUGGGUAUCCUUACGGAGGGGGCUUCGGUGCUGGCGGUUCCGCUGGCCCUGGCGGCCCUCGCGGCUGGAGAAUAGGCGGAGCCGGACGCGUUUCCGGUAGCUUCGGACCUGGCAGGCAGAUUGCCUUUGGUCGACGCGGAGGCUUUGGGGGAAGAGGAAUUGUCGGCACCGGUUUAGGACCAAGCAAUGGAUUUGGAUUCGGUGGAUCUUUUGGAGGCGGUGCAUUUGUAAGCGGUGGACCCACUGCUGGUGGACCAACAUUCGGUCCAGUGUUUGGUGGCCCAAACGGUGCUAGACCAAGCACUGGAUUUGGCGUUAGUGGAUCUUUCGGAGGCGGGCCAUUUGUAAGUGGUGUACCCACUGUUGGUGGACAGACAUUCGGUCGCGUGUUCGGAGUUCCUGUAGCCGGUGGCCCAAUUUCCGGAGGUGCUAUAUUUGGCCCCUUUGGCUCCUUCCCGGGCGGCCUUGUUUCUGGUGGCCCCACCGGUGCUGGACCUAGCAAUGGAUUUAGAUUUGGUGGAUCUUUAAGAGGCGGGGCAUUUGUAAGCGGUGGACCCACUGCUGGUGGACCGACAUUCGGUCCAGUGUUUGGAGGUCCUGUUUCCGGUGGCCCCAUAUCAGGAGGUGCUGUAUCUGGCCCCAGUGGCCCCUUCCCGGCUGUCCCUGUCUCUGGUGGUCCCGUAGCUGGUCCGAGUGGCUUCUUUACAGGCAGAACUAGUGGUUCUGUCGUUAUGACAAGCGGACAAAGCGGCCCGGCAACUGGUAUCCCCGUUUCCGGGUCUGGACUUCCAGUGUUCGGAGGAUCUGGUGCCGGCGUUGUAAGUGGCGGAUUCGGAGGUUCAUUUGGAGGCGGUUUUGGAGGCAACGUCGGUGGUGUCUCCAUUGGAAAAACCUACUAGUCGUGAAGAAUCACGUGCAUCGUUCUUUAAACAUUCCCAACGAUGAUUUGCCAGUGUCUUUUGCAUUCUGUCCCGACGUCAACUGGACCGGUUUUACCGACGAGAUAUAUUAGAUUUUAGUUGCAUUCUAA
Mya arenaria is the source of this 1286-nucleotide messenger RNA. RefSeq lists its product as uncharacterized. Bases 34 to 1155 code for a protein of 373 amino acids. The record is from RefSeq and is a predicted model, not a curated record. The transcript is spliced from 8 exons. NCBI's taxonomy places the organism in Eukaryota, Metazoa, Mollusca, Bivalvia, Myida, Myidae.